Colletotrichum chrysophilum is the source of this 876-nucleotide messenger RNA. RefSeq lists its product as uncharacterized. NCBI's taxonomy places the organism in Eukaryota, Fungi, Ascomycota, Sordariomycetes, Glomerellales, Glomerellaceae. Gene Ontology annotation, molecular function: nucleobase transmembrane transporter activity. Gene Ontology annotation, cellular component: plasma membrane. The transcript has 5 exons. Bases 1 to 876 code for a protein of 291 amino acids. Gene Ontology annotation, biological process: transmembrane transport; nucleobase transport. The record is from RefSeq and is a predicted model, not a curated record.
AUGCCUAUAGGUCUGGUGAUUAGCAAGCCACUAGUCACCUUCAUGGGCAUGGUCAUCACGGCCGCGGGCUACAAGCAAUUCGGAGAGGCAUACUGGAAUCUGUGGGACUUUUACUCCAGCGUACUUGACAAGUAUUGGGGUCCAGGGGCUAGAACCUUGGUGUUCCUAGCUGCUGGUAUACAGGCUUUUGCAACAUUCGCCACCAACUUGAGUAGUAACUCAAUUCCUGUCGGAAGCGAUCUUGCGGGGAUGUUCCCUAAAUACUUCACCAUCGUCCGCGGCCAGAUACUCUGCUUCGUUCUGGUUUGGGUUUGUGUCCCGUGGAAGCUCACUUACUCCGCCGCGUCGUUUCUCACCUUCUUGGGCUCAUAUCUUUGCUUCAUUUGCCCUAUCGUAGCAUGCAUGAUUGUCGACUACUGGCUCAUCCGCAACGGCAAUAUCCACGUUCCAUCGUUGUACUCAACGAGCUCCAACUCCCCUUACUUCUACUUCAAGGGAUUCAACUUGCGCGCCUUUGGAUCAUGGGCCGCGGCCGUUCUUUUGGUCCUGCCAGGGGUGUCUGGAAACCUCCACCCUGGGUCAAUCGGGCUCGCGGCCGUCCGCAUCUACAACAUGGGCUUUCUCCUAUCAACUGUCACGGCGGGCGUCCUAUACUAUAUCAGUUGCCAACUAUGGCCAGUCAUGGUUUACCCUCCGCAGCGGGACGGUCAGCCUAAGACAUGGGAGUUCAUGCGCCAUACGGAGGGGUUCUUUCCUGGGGACAGAAUGUUCCCGGCGCAUCUGCUGGUAACUCCAGUAGUCAACGGAAAAGAAGUACUGGACACCAAGGAUGAAGAGAACAAUAAUGGAGUGGAUGCCAAGGGUGUAAAGGCUUAG